This is a messenger RNA of Tachyglossus aculeatus (Australian echidna), 969 nucleotides long. It is a transcript of the gene MC3R, whose product is annotated as melanocortin 3 receptor. Bases 1 to 969 code for a protein of 322 amino acids. NCBI's taxonomy places the organism in Eukaryota, Metazoa, Chordata, Mammalia, Monotremata, Tachyglossidae. Gene Ontology annotation, molecular function: melanocyte-stimulating hormone receptor activity; peptide hormone binding. Gene Ontology annotation, biological process: G protein-coupled receptor signaling pathway. Gene Ontology annotation, cellular component: membrane. The transcript has a single exon. The record is from RefSeq and is a predicted model, not a curated record.
AUGAACACCACGUUCAGCCUGCUUUCUUUCCAGCGCCUGGUGGCUAACGACUCCAAAGACCUCAACGGCUCCUUCCUCUUCGCCAACCAGAGCAGCGGUGGGUUCUGCGAGCAGGUCUUCAUUAAGCCCGAAGUCUUCUUGACUUUGGGGAUCGUCAGCCUGCUGGAGAAUAUCCUCGUUAUCCUGGCCGUGUUCAAGAAUGGAAAUCUCCACUCGCCUAUGUACUUCUUCCUCUGUAGCCUGGCGGUGGCGGACAUGUUAGUGAGUGUGUCGAACGCCUUGGAGACGGUCAUGAUCGCCCUCCUUUCCGGUGACUACUUCGUCUUUGACGAUCGCUUCGUCCAGCACAUGGACAACGUCUUUGACUCGAUGAUCUGUAUUUCUCUGGUGGCCUCCAUUUGCAACCUCUUGGUCAUUGCCAUCGACAGGUACAUCACCAUCUUUUAUGCACUCCGUUAUCACAGUAUCAUGACCGUCAAGAAAGCCAUCACCCUGAUUAUGGCCAUCUGGAUCUCGUGCUUCAUCUGUGGCAUUAUGUUCAUUGUCUACUCUGAGAGCAAGACUGUCAUUGUCUGUCUCAUCACCAUGUUCUUUGCCAUGCUGCUCCUCAUGGCCACUCUCUACGUCCACAUGUUUCUGUUCGCCCGUCUGCACGUGAAGCGAAUCGCAGCCAUGCCCGUGGAUGGGGCGGUACACCAGCACACCUGUCUGAAAGGGGCCGUCACAAUUACCAUCCUCUUGGGCGUAUUCAUAUUCUGCUGGGCACCCUUCUUCCUCCAUCUCAUCCUCAUCAUUACAUGCCCCGCCAAUCCUCACUGCAUCUGCUACACCUCACAUUUCAACACUUACCUGGUCCUGAUCAUGUGCAACUCCGUCAUUGACCCCCUCAUCUAUGCUUUCCGGAGCCUGGAGAUGCGUAAAACGUUUAAGGAGAUAGUUUGUUGCUGUCACGGCAUCAGUUUGGGAUAG